AUGACGCAAGAUCCGCGGUUCGAAAUCGAUUUUGACGACAACGGCGAGAACCCGCAGGACUGGCCCAUGGUCAAAAAAGCCGUCGUCAUCUUCUUCAUGUCGUUUUCCACGCUCGUUGUCGUUAUGUACUCGACAAGCUAUACAAGCGGUAUCCCUGGCAUGAUGGAGACGUUCAAUAUUAAGUCGAAGACUCUACUGGUGCUCGGUAUUACAACGUACCUUACUGGUCUCGCGGUUGGCUCGCUGCUCCUUGCCCCCUUGUCGGAAAUGUAUGGGAGACGGCCCGUCUAUCUCAUCUCCGUGUUUUUGUUCACGGUUUUGAUUAUUCCUUGCGCGUUGUCCAACAACCUUGCUCAGAUCUUGGUGAUGCGUUUCUUUGGGGCGAUGGCUGGGGCGGCUAUGAUAUCAAACUCCCCGGGUACUAUCUCGGAUAUUGCCACUGACGACCGCCGCGCCCUUUAUAUGAGUGUAUGGAGCUGUGGCCCGAUGAAUGGUCCUGUGAUAGGGCCGCUGGUGGGAGGCUUCGUUUUCCAGGCCCUGGGUUGGAGGUGGACAAAUUGGGUCGUUAUGGCGGCCGCCGGCGUCAGUUGGUUUAUGGUUUUCCUAAUACCCGAAACCUACGCCCCCGCCCUCCUCCGCGCAAAAUCCAAGCGCAAACGCCACGAAACCAGCGACCCCCGCUGGUUCUCGCGCUACGACGACGGCAAAAAAUUCUGGCCCCUUCUCCGCGAAAACCUCUACCGGCCGAUCCAAAUGGCCGUGUCGGAGCCAAUAUGCAUAUUCUGGGACAUAUACAUCGCGCUCGUAUACGGGGUAUUGUAUCUCUGCUUCGUCGCCUACCCCAUCGUGUACAGCGAGUUGCGCGGCUGGUCGCCGGGUAUCACAGGGCUGGGGUACAUCGGCAUUGGCAUCGGGGGGUGUAUGGUGAUUGCUGCUGAGCCGCUGCUGAGGAGGAUGAUUAAUGCGCAUCCUAAGGAUCCGGAGACGGGGAAGGUGGCGCCUGAGGCGAUGGUUAGUGUGGUUUGUUUGGCGGCUGUGGCGUGUCCGGUUGGUGAGAUGAUCUUUGCGUGGACGUGUACGCCGGAUGUGCAUUGGGUUGCGCCGAUUAUUGCGGGGAUACCGUUUGGGGCGGGGAAUUGCGGGGUGUUUAUCUAUGCGUCGAAUUAUCUGGCGAGUGCGUAUGGGAUUUAUGCGGCGAGUGCGCUGGCUGGGAAUGCCGUGCUUAGGUCUUUUGUGGGGGGCACGCUGCCGCUUGCUGGGCCGGCGAUGUACGCAACCCUAGGCCCUCACUGGUCGGCAACAAUGCUUUCCCUGAUAGAAUUCGCCAUGAUCCCCAUCCCCGUCGUCUUCUACCUAUACGGGCACAAGAUCCGCGAAAAGUCCACGCUCAUCCGGCAGAUGCGCGACGACAAGGAGAAGCUCGAGGGGCGGAAGCGGAAAGCGGCCGAGCGGGAGGAGAGGCAGAAAGCAAGAGAGUGCGGGCUGGGGGAGGAGAAAAAGGCGCUUGAUGUUUGA
Messenger RNA from Dothidotthia symphoricarpi CBS 119687, 1515 nucleotides. Its product is annotated as MFS general substrate transporter. The transcript has 4 exons. Gene Ontology annotation, biological process: transmembrane transport. NCBI's taxonomy places the organism in Eukaryota, Fungi, Ascomycota, Dothideomycetes, Pleosporales, Dothidotthiaceae. The record is from RefSeq and is a predicted model, not a curated record. The coding region runs from base 1 to 1515 and encodes 504 amino acids. Gene Ontology annotation, cellular component: membrane. Gene Ontology annotation, molecular function: transmembrane transporter activity.